GUUGAGUGGCAUUCCAUGCAAAUUACGCACUCUACCAGAACGGACUUAUCACACUGCAUAACAGUCCCUCUUGGUUGUAAAGCGCCGUUACUUGCAAACUACCAGUCGGCUAGUACACCACGCUAAGAGUAGAACUCCCGUGGCGCGCAUCAAGUUUCCUGUCUUCAUCAUUCUUAUUUCUCGCUUUUACCAGGAGAACUGAACAACCAAAGAUGCCGAAAUCUUUCCUUAUUAAGAAGUAUCACAAUGCAAUCUCCCAUUCACUAAGAUUCGCUCGUAUGUCGGUCCUAGACGAGCAAGUUUUCAGGCCGUUACGACCAUCUUCUACCUGCUUAGAUGAGUUUAUGUAUCACUCUGUUGAUAUGCAUGGCGAACCACCAAACACAAACUGUCCAGACCCCUGUAAGCUCGGCGCCGGUAAGGGAUCUCCCGAGACUCAUAACGCAUAUAAAGAUGAAAAGAGCGUAGAAGCCUUGGGCAUUCAAUGUACCAAAUAUGAGAACGUAGUGAACGAAGUACUCUCCGAAGAUGUAUCCAAAGAAAGCGACGGUGAAUCACGUGACUGUGAUUCUGGGUCAAGCCACUCUGGUUCUUCAUUCGGGGAUGAUUCAAUAUGCUCGGAUGGUGUUGACGAAUCUAAAAGACGCCAUUCCUGUCCACAGUGCAACAAGAAAUUCUAUGUGCAACGAAUCUUAAUGCGGCACCUGAAGUGUCAUAGUAAAGACAAACGCCAUCACUGCACGUACUGUGGAAAGGGAUUCAACGACAACUUUGAUCUAAAGCGUCACAUCAGAACUCAUACAGGUGUUCGUCCGUAUAAGUGCAGUGAAUGUGAUAAGGCCUUUACUCAAAGAUGCUCUCUCGAAUCCCACCUGAAGAAAGUUCAUUCGGUGAAUCUCGAGUAUGCAUUUAAAGAGCGGAGGGAGAAACUCCACGUGUGUGAGGAAUGCGGUCACACAUCACGGCGAACAGAAGAUCACUACACGCACGUGCGGGACACUCAUCCGUUUAGUACAGAAAUGAAGAAGAUCCAGAAGAAAGUGUACUCCACCACGAGCGAGAAAAUUGUUCAACAACCCCAGGAUCGAAUGUCAUGAAAACUGACAGACAAGUGUACGCUACGCCAAAAUGUGGUUAUAGUUGCACUAUAUGAAGAUGUAUAUUUUACAAAAAUGUGAACAUUUCUUCAUAUAUCCAACUCGCCGUGGUCUACUUCUUCAGGCGUACAAUUUGAAAUAUCGAACACAUUUCCAUGCCAACCAUGGAUAAUUUACAUAUCAUUUAAUGUCUGUUCAGUUAUUUUGUGCAUCACAAUUAUCAUUUUAUAAGAGUUAUGAUGAAUAUUAUAGGUAUUUGUGAUUCCUCGCUGUGGUUUACCGUUUCAAAAGUAAACCUAGCAUUUGUUGCAGGGGAACGUUUCCCAACAUUCCAUUUGUUUUGUAUAUGUAUAUAAACCAGAAAUUACGGAAAUAGAACGGGCAUUGUGGGUAUAAUAUUCAAGUGAUAUUAGUUAACCAGAAGUCUUGCCUCCUUGUCUAUGUACUGCCAUUUAAAGGAAUAUAAACAUGUUGUUUUAGGUUACAAUAAAUCGUAUACGUGAAGUCUCUGGAAAAUGUAA
Molecule: messenger RNA, 1618 nt
Organism: Saccoglossus kowalevskii
Lineage: Eukaryota; Metazoa; Hemichordata; Enteropneusta; Harrimaniidae
Product: Ovo-like transcription factor
Biological process (GO): regulation of transcription by RNA polymerase II; epidermal cell differentiation
Cellular component (GO): nucleus
Molecular function (GO): DNA-binding transcription factor activity, RNA polymerase II-specific; RNA polymerase II cis-regulatory region sequence-specific DNA binding
Source: RefSeq, marked provisional